Messenger RNA from Carassius gibelio (silver crucian carp), 2773 nucleotides. RefSeq names its product synaptotagmin-4-like. Gene Ontology annotation, cellular component: axon; synapse; membrane. Lineage: Eukaryota; Metazoa; Chordata; Actinopteri; Cypriniformes; Cyprinidae. Bases 222 to 1550 code for a protein of 442 amino acids. The record is from RefSeq and is a predicted model, not a curated record. The transcript has 5 exons. Gene Ontology annotation, biological process: calcium-ion regulated exocytosis; cellular response to calcium ion; regulation of dopamine secretion. Gene Ontology annotation, molecular function: SNARE binding; phosphatidylserine binding; calcium-dependent phospholipid binding.
GUUCGGUAUCAGUGCUCAGGGCAGUUGGUCAGAAGUGCGUCAGAAGCGAUGAACUCACCGGAGGGGAGGGGACUGGAGAGGCGUCGCUUGUCAGACUUAUAGCGCAGAGAGUAUCAGCACUGGGCGGCCAAAGACGGGCGAGUUUAACGCGCAGUGAAGAAUCGUGAGAGGCAGCGCGAGCCAAAGCAUCUUUUCAGGACCUUGGACAGAGCGCGUGCACAAUGGCACCACUGACGACAGAAGAAGCACAUAUAGCGGAGGUUCCUGUGAGCGUGGCGGUGGUGAGUGUGUUUGGCCUGGUCUUCAGCGUCUCCAUCUUUGCAUGGAUUUGCUGUCAGCGCAAAGCCAACAAGGCUAGCAACAAGACUCCACCCUAUAAGUUUGUCCACAUGCUGAAGGGGGUUGACAUCUAUCCUGAGAGUCUGAAUGGAAAGAAGAAUUUCGGAGGAGAAAAGACAUCAGAAGCCAAUGGAAAACAGACCCUCAGUCCCAGCAGUGGACGGCCAGAGCUCCAUCUGGACCUGGAGAAACGAGAUCUUAAUGGGAACUUCACUUCCAAGCCACCAACCCUCCAACUCAAAGUGCGUAGUUCCCCAGACCUGGACAUCCCAUCUCUUCAGGCUGGUUCUGGGCCAGGUGAUAAUCAGGAGGCUAGCACUCCAGAAAGCAUUCUGUCCAGUCAGACACCAACACCGGCUGUGGAGAAAUCUCAGGACAAAGAGGGUGGCCUCGGAACCCUCCACUUUUCGGUUGAGUACAACUUUGAGAAGAAGGCUUUCAUGGUUCACAUUAAGGAGGCACAUGGAUUGUCUCCCACGGAUGAACAAUCAUUGACCUCUGACCCCUAUAUCAAGCUGACCUUGCUGCCUGAGAAGAAGCACAAGGUGAAGACACGUGUUUUGAGGAAGACUCUUGACCCAGUCUUCGACGAGACCUUCAGCUUCUAUGGAAUCCCAUAUGCACGGGUUUCCCAACUGGCUUUGCAUUUCAUGGUGCUGAGUUUUGACCGCUUUUCACGAGAUGAAGUGAUCGGAGAGACCCUCGUUCCUCUGACGGACAUUGACCUGUCUGAGGGGCGCAUCCUCAUGAGUCGAGACAUUAUUAAAAGGAAUGUCAAGAGGAGUGCUGGUCGAGGAGAGCUACUUCUGUCCCUGUGUUAUCAGUCAACCACAAGUACUCUGACUGUGGUGGUACUGAAAGCCCGCCAUCUGCCCAAGACUGACUCCAAUGGACCCUCAGACCCUUAUGUAAAGGUGAACCUGUUCCAGGGGAAGAAGCGAGUGUGUAAGAAGAAGACACACGUGAAAAAGUGCACCCCCAACCCCGUCUUCAACGAGCUCUUCGUUUUCGACCUGCCCUCUGAAGGUGGCCUGCGAGACACCAGCGUGGAGCUCCUCCUGCUGGACUCCGACAGGAUGUCCCGUACACCUGUCAUUGGCCGGCUCCUCCUGGGCACCUCCUCCCCCGGCACCGCUGGCGAGCACUGGCGCGAGAUCUGCGACCACCCGCGGCGACAGAUCGCGAAGUGGCACGCGCUGUCCGAAGACUAGCUCUGAUGGAUGCCCAUGCCCACAGAUGCCCAGGAACUGUAAUCAGAAAUUCAUAGUUGAGUGUGCAGGAUUUGAACUGUGGACUUAAUGCGAGUAAUGUCUUCUGUCAAUCAACUGUUCUCAUACAAGUCAUAUCAUUGGGGCGGGGCUUCUUCUAAAGGGGGAGGCACCAUCUGAACCCUGCCAAUUAAUGAUUCCAAAGACUGUCUCAGAUGCCCGAUGCCGCUUUUUCUUCAUGCUUCAUUCAAAACCUGAUCGAUCACCACUUUGUGCAGUACCGAAUGUCAUGUUGCUAUUGCUGUUCUUCUCUACUCACUGAUAAUAAUAAUCCAUUAUGCGAUAAAAUUAAAGAAAAUCCUGGUAAUGUGAUGAUGAUGUAAAUUAACCGAAUGAUCUGUUUUAUUUUUUAAAAGAUGCUUUUAUCUUAUGUUUAUUCAGAUGUUAAAAUUCAUUUAUUUUCUUCCUUUUAUACUUGAUUUCUCGACUUUGGUUCGUUGUUGUGUUUUUUGCCUGAGGUUUUUGAAUGUUAACAAGGUGUGGAAGCAGCCUAAAUUAGGCACAAACAUGCAGAGACAGAUGUGUUAAUGCAGGACGACUGCACAAACUGACCAGGACCGCAUGCAGCGUGUGUGUGAAUGUGAGCGUGUGUGCAUGUGUCUGUCUGUGUGUCUAUAUAAAUGUGUAUGUGUGUUAGUUCAGUUCCAGUGGAGUAUGAGACAGAAUGUUGUUUUCUUCACUGUGAGCACAACGGUGGAAGUGAUGUAUUUGUGUAUUACUAUAAAACAUCCAAUUCAGAGAAAGAAAUAUAGUAUGUCUCCUAUGUCAAUUAGCUAAUCUUUAUUCAUUACAUCUGAUGGAGCAAUGUCCAUUUUAAUGUUAUUUACUGUGUUAGGAAGUCUGAGUCAGAGGUUUUACGUCACAGUCAAAUCAAUGCUAGUGAUUAGCAUUAGUGAAAAAGAGAGCGAUGAUGUAAUGUACAUACAUGUAAUAUUUUCUCGGGAAACAAGCUGCCAAUCUACUUUUUUUGGUUUGUUUUUAAUAAAUUAAAAUACUUUUAUUCCGCAAGAAUGCAUUAAAGGGAUCACAAUUGGCAGUAAAGACAUUUAUAAUAUUACAAGAGAUUUCUUAGAAUAGAAUCCUGAAAAAAGUUUUAUAAUAAUAUUAAGCAGCACAACCAUUUUCAUUGCUCUGAUUAUAAUAAUAAAUGUUUCUUGAGCACCAAA